GUCAUCAUCAUUGGACUUUCCUCUCCCUUUCUUUCUUUCUUUCUUUCUUUCUUUCUAUAUAAUCCCCUUUUCCCCCAUUGUCUCCCAAACAAAUCAUCCCCUUCUCUGCCUGCAAAACGCUCCCUGCCUGCAAAUUCUUCUCUCAGAUCCAGUUACCAGUAGCGCCACCACAACAACAACAACAAGACAUGAUGAUGCUAGACAAGGAAGACUUGGGGCUCAGCUUAAGUUUGAGCUUCCCGCCUCAUCAUCCCCACCACCACCAUGCUCCUCUCCACCUCAAUCUCAUGCCUUCUUCAGUUUCAUCCUCUUCCUCCUCCGCCGCCGUAACAAAUCACAAAUCCUCCUCCUCCUCAUGGAUGAACCACGCCGCUCACAUCCUCAAUCCUUCCUCCGAUCUGAAUUCGGACCCGACGGCGAUACCGUUCCUCCGCGGGAUCGAUGUGAACCGGCUCCCGGCAGCCGAUUGCGACGAGGAGCCCGGAGUUUCUUCUCCCAACAGUACCGUUUCGAGUAUUAGCGGGAAGAGGAGCGAGAGGGAUCAACCAGCUACCACCGGAUCCGGCGGAGAGGAUCUCGACGCCGACGAGGAAGACGGAGACACCUCCCGGAAGAAGCUCCGGUUGUCCAAAGAUCAGUCCGCCGUUCUCGAAGAUAGCUUCAAGGAGCACAGCACUCUCAAUCCUAAGCAAAAGACGGCACUUGCUAAGCAAUUGGGCCUUCGGCCCAGACAAGUGGAGGUGUGGUUCCAGAACAGACGGGCCAGGACCAAGCUGAAGCAAACGGAGGUGGACUGCGAGUUCUUGAAGCGAUGCUGCGAGAAUCUAACGGAGGAGAAUCGGCGGUUGCAGAAAGAGGUGCAGGAACUGCGAGCGCUGAAACUUUCCCCGCAGUUCUACAUGCAGAUGACCCCGCCAACCACGCUCACCAUGUGCCCUUCGUGUGAGCGUGUCGCGGUCCCGCCGUCAUCCACCUCAUCACCACCUGUUGUGGCGGCGACGAGGGUUGGAUCGUCGCCGUUGCCGAUGAUGGGCACCGCAGCGGCCCACCACCAUCGGUCCAUGGCUGCGAUUAACCCAUGGGCCGUUGGUGGGCCGUUCAACGUGCUUCGUCCUCGAUCGUAGUAAUUUACCGGGGCGUGAUGAGGGUGUUUUGGUAAUUUUAGAUAAAAAUCAGGUUUAUGUGGGUUGGCUUUGUUGGGGGGAAUGAGAUGAGAUUUGGUGGGUCUUUGCUGUUUUGUAUUAUUGAUCUACACAAGGAAGGGUCUCAUCUCUUUUUGGAAAGGUGGUUGACAUAGUUUUUGUUUAAUUAAUUUGGUUUAGUGAGCUAAUUAAAUGCUAAUGUUACUUGUUGAACUUUCUCUCUCUUUCUUGGGGGGGAAAUGUGUAAAGGGAAAGUGAGAUUUGGGAGAUGGAGGAGAAGGGAUAAAAAGAAAGGGUUGGAUGUGGUGUAAAGUUAAAGGGGAUUUUUUUCACCCAAAGGAAAGAAAAGUAGUGAAAGAGAUCUGUACUUAGCAAUUGAAGCUUUAGUUAAAGCAAAAGCUUAUCAUGGUCUUAACCUUAAAGUCGA
Linum tenue is the source of this 1569-nucleotide messenger RNA. Lineage: Eukaryota; Viridiplantae; Streptophyta; Magnoliopsida; Malpighiales; Linaceae. The record is from the annotation of a GenBank genome assembly.